Molecule: messenger RNA, 738 nt
Organism: Lycium barbarum (goji berry)
Lineage: Eukaryota; Viridiplantae; Streptophyta; Magnoliopsida; Solanales; Solanaceae
Exons: 1
Coding region: 1-738 (245 amino acids)
Source: RefSeq, a predicted model, not a curated record
AUGAAGAGAUAUUUCUCUACGGUAUCGUCCAAGUUUCCACAACCAAGUUCAUCCGCUCAAAAUGUUCCUCGUGUGGAAGAAAACUUGAACCAGUUAGAAGAAAAUCAUCAUUCUGCUAAAAAACAAAAGCAAGGAGUAGAUUUGGAUUCUCUACCAGCAGAUCCAAAUAAAAGAAUACCCAUUUUGGACUAUCAUCCAGAUGAACGUGAUGAGAUUAGACGAGCAUAUAUCCAAAGGGGUCCUCAUCAACCUCGACUUCCUAGGUUUCCUCAAACAGAUUUUUACGGAUAUAAACGUCGUUUUAAUCGUAAAUGGUAUAAAAAAUAUCAUGAUUGGUUGGAGUAUAGUGUGAUAGAAGAUGCUGCUUAUUGUUUGUGUUGUUAUUUAUUUAAAGAUGAAAGCAUUCAUCAAGGUGGAGGCGAAGCAUUUUCAAGUAUAGGGUUCAAGAGUUGGCACAAAAAGAAAAGAUUAGAUACGCACGUUGGUGAGUUGAACAGUGAUCACAACCAAGCAAAGAAGAAGUGUGAAGAUCUAAUGCGACAAGAACAGUCAAUUCAAGUUGCGUUUGUAAAGCCGGAUAAUAAAGCUAAGCUUGAGCACAAAAUUCGUUUAAAGGCUUCAAUUGAGGUGGUGAGACUCGUCUUGAAUCAAGGAUUGGCAUUUCGUGGACAUCGUGAAGAUGAAUCAUCAUUAAACAAGGGUAACUUUCUUGAACUACAAUGGAGGCAUCCUAUUUGA